Molecule: messenger RNA, 870 nt
Organism: Suillus clintonianus
Lineage: Eukaryota; Fungi; Basidiomycota; Agaricomycetes; Boletales; Suillaceae
Exons: 7
Coding region: 363-830 (155 amino acids)
Source: RefSeq, a predicted model, not a curated record
CUGGGAGGCGCAGUUUGGCGACUUCUUCAACGCAAGGACGAUGUACAUACAGAAGUGACUCGAGCUAAUUUGUAUUACUAGGGGACACUCAUGGAAUCUCUGGAUCUUGGAACCUACAAAGACCUAUCGGACGCGAACCACUCGGCUCGAGGAAUGUUUAAGUCAGUGUGUCGAGGCUUCAUCCCACUUACGAUAACAGCCCUCGGCGAAUCCAGUUUAUGGUAUCCCCGAAGCUGAGUCUUGGCUCGGGGGCUGGGGCUUAAACAAAGGGUGACGAUAUCAUCAAGUCACCUCUGAAUCUGGCAUUAAUGACGUUCAGGCGGGUAUAAAGCACAACCUCUGUAUUAGCAAACUUCUGCACAAUGUCACCACCCACCGAUGGCGUUGCGCAAUACAUUAUAAGAAAUCAGAGCAGUACCCUGUACGCCACCUUGGCAGACCGCACACCUCAACAAUGGGUCACUCAGAAGCAUGACAUGGGGUCUGACCCGAGUCAAAUUUGGCAGGUCUCUUAUAAUAUAGAAACUAGCAUGGCGACGAUCAAGAAUAAAGGGGCCGGGAAUUAUGCUGUGAUCAAUGACCUGACCCACUUUGUCGUCGGUGACGCAUCUCCACAGGAGUUCGAGUUAAUACCUAUGUCGGGCGUAGGCAACUAUUAUGUCAUCCAAGUGAAAAACUCUGACAGAGUGUGGCAUGUCGCUGGCUCGGAGGAAGGGGCCAAGCUCGUGGCUAGAAGCGAUAUUGACCCCAAGGAAGAUUAUGCGAAUUGGUGGAGUUUCACCUUGCUGCCAGGAGCUGUGUCGGAAGGGGAGGGCACAACAUCUCUUUGAUGAUGUCCCUAAGCAAAAGUUUGUAUGAUCGAUUGGCUUA